Molecule: messenger RNA, 474 nt
Organism: Metarhizium robertsii ARSEF 23
Lineage: Eukaryota; Fungi; Ascomycota; Sordariomycetes; Hypocreales; Clavicipitaceae
Exons: 3
Coding region: 1-474 (157 amino acids)
Source: RefSeq, a predicted model, not a curated record
AUGGACGACUCUCCCAAAGACCAAGGAGAUCCCCGCGCUCAGGAACAGCAACGCAUCGAGCGCCGGUACGGAGUGCUACCUGGCAAAGCGCAUCGACUUCACCAACAGUUACAGGGAAGAACGUACUUCGAUUCCGGUGACUUUGCUCUUUCCACAGCGCACAAAGCAUCAAACAUCGGCAUGGUUCAGACAGGGAUGGAACAUCCACUUCGAAGCAACAUAUCUCACCCAUCAUCAGCAGCGCCAGCAUCUAGCAACGUCAACAGCAAUAGUGACAAACAAAACCGAGGUACUGAGCCAUCUACGGUGGUAUCAACACCGAGCCAUCUUCACCAACAAAUGAUGUCCAAGAAAGCGGCUGGCGAAGAAGAACAAGCAAACUUGGUGCAACCGCUAGCUGUCAUGUCGUCGGCUAUUAGAGAUGAGGACAGCCGGAAAAGGCAAUUAUGUGGUUCAGAUGAAAGGAAGUUUUAA